Molecule: messenger RNA, 639 nt
Organism: Pteropus alecto (black flying fox)
Lineage: Eukaryota; Metazoa; Chordata; Mammalia; Chiroptera; Pteropodidae
Product: glutathione S-transferase theta-1
Exons: 5
Coding region: 1-639 (212 amino acids)
Biological process (GO): glutathione metabolic process
Cellular component (GO): cytoplasm
Molecular function (GO): glutathione transferase activity
Source: RefSeq, a predicted model, not a curated record
AUGGCACUUGAGCUUUUUCUGGACCUGUACUUGACCCUGAGCUAUGCCAUCUACAUUUUUGCUAAGAAUAAUGGCAUUAUGGCAUCCGUUUCAACUGAAGCCCACGGAGCUGGCACGGGGAAGCACCCGAAAUCAGAAUUCCUGAAGGCGAACUCCCUGGAGAAGGUGCCUGCCCUCAGGGAUGGGAACUUCCUGCUGGCGGAGAGUGUGGCCAUCCUUUUAUACCUGAGCUACAAGUACCAGAUAGACACACACUGGUACCCACCUCAGCUGCAAGCCUGCACCCACAUCAGGGAGUACCGGGUAUGGCAGCACACCGCCAUCCAGCAGCCUUCCACCAACGUUUACCUGUGCAAGUCUUUCCUGCCCCACUUCUUGGGGCAGCCUGUGGAUGCCACACAGCUGGUGCAGCUGUUGGGAAGGCUGAUGUCUGCUCUGCAACACCAGGAUCCAGAGGCCCUGGUGGCCAAGCCCUUCCUGGUGACUGAGCAGGUCUCCCUGGUGGAACCGACGGUGCUCACGGAGCGGAUGCAGGAGGCCCACAGGCUUGUACUUCAACCUUGGGAACCCCAAGAGGCCCAGCAGGAACCCCAGCUGGCCCAGGAGCUGGUGCCGCGGCUGCAGGAGCGGCUCCACUGA